CACACACACACACACACACACACACACUGCCUCUCUCACACUUCCGCGUUGUGUGUCGCCGUAAAGCAGGAAGCAGUGUAGUAACGUGUGGCAGUCCACGGUCCUGCUGCGGUUCACCUCCAGGAGUCGGGGGUUCGAUGCUGGAAGAAGCUACAUGGAGGCUAAGUGACUGAGUGAGCCCGGAGCAGAGACACCGCAGCGCCGCAUAGCAGCAGGAUGCCAGCCGGAGUGUGUGGCUGCUGUGGGCCCCUGAGGCCGAGGUACAAGCGCCUGGUGGACAACAUCUUCCCUGAGGACCCCAAGGACGGCCUCAGUAAGUCCGACAUGGAGAAGCUCACCUUCUACGCCGUGUCGGCUCCAGAGAAACUGGACCGGAUCGGGUCCUACCUGGCGGAGCGGCUGAGCAGAGACGUCGUGCGACACAGAUACGGGUACGUGGUCAUUGCCAUGGAGGCUCUGGACCAGCUGCUGAUGGCCUGUCACUCCCAGAGCAUCAAGCCCUUCGUGGAGAGCUUCCUGCAAAUGGUCGCCAAGCUGCUGGAGUCCAGGGAACCGGACCUGCAGGUGCUGGGAACCAACUCGUUUGUGAAGUUUGCCAACAUUGAGGAGGACACGCCCUCCUACCAUCGCCGCUACGACUUCUUCGUGUCUCAGUUCAGUGCCAUGUGCCACUCCAUGCACGACGACCCUGAGACCAGAACCAGGAUCCGAGUGGCGGGGAUCAAGGGGCUGCAGGGCGUGGUGAGGAAGACGGUGAACGACGAGCUGCAGGCCAUCAUCUGGGAGCCGCAGCACAUGGACAAGCUGAUCCCCUCCAUGCUCUUCAACAUGCAGGACAGCGACGACCUGGACAGGGCGGGGCACCCCGGCACGCCGUCGGGGGCGGGGCAGGACGGCGAGGAGAACCCGGCGUCGCUGGCUGAGAGCUGCUUCAGAGAGCUGCUGGGCCGGGCGGCCUACGGCAACAUGAACAACGCUGUCCGGCCCGUCUUAGUGCACCUGGACAACCACCACCUGUGGGACCCCAACGAGUUUGCAGUGUCCUGCUUCAGAAUCAUCAUGUACUCCAUCCAGGCGCAGCACUCCCACCACGUCAUCCAGCAGGUGCUGAACCACCUGGACACUCACAAGAAGACGGCUCCACGGGUCAGAGCCGGCAUCGUGCAGGUGCUGCUGGAGACGGUGGCCAUCGCCGCCAAAGGCUCCGUGGGUCCCACGGUGCUGGAGGUCUUCAACACUCUCCUCAAACACCUGAGGAUGAGCGUGGACUUCGAGAUGGGCGACAGCUCGAGGAGAAGCUCCUGCGUCAGCGUCUCGUCCGGCCGCGGCAAAGAGAGCGAGGAGCGGAUCGUCCAGAACGCCAUCAUCCAGACCAUCGGCUUCUUCGGGGGGAACCUUCCAGACUACCAGCGAGCGGAGGUCAUGAUGUUCAUCAUGGGCAAAGUGCCGGUGUACGGAACCCCCUGCCACACCAUGGACACCAGCAAGAUCGGGCAUCAGGGAACCAAGAGGAUCCAGGCCAUGCUGCUCAGCUCCCUCAUCAUGGUGACCUCAGGCUUCAAGUCCAAGUCCAUGGCGGCUGCUCUGCCUCACCCCUUCCUGGACCCGCUCUUCUCCAUCUCCCUGAUGGAGGACAGCGAGCUGAGGCAGCUGGUGCUGGAGAUCCUGCUGAACAUCAUCGACCGCCACGACAACCGGGCCAAGCUCCGCGGCAUCAGAAUCAUCCCUAACGUUGCAGCACUGAAGAUCAAAAGAGAAAAGAUUUCCAAGCAGGACGUGGCCUUCAUGAAGAAGCACGGCCAGCAGCUCUACCGUCACAUCUACCUGGGCUGCAAAGAAGAGGACAACGUGCAGAAGAACUUUGAGCUGCUCUUCACCAGCCUGGCCAUCCUGACCAUCGAGCUGGCCAACGAGGAGGUGGUCAUCGACCUCAUCCGCCUCGCCAUCGCCCUGCAGGACAUGGCUCUGGCCAACGAGGAGAACAUGCCCAUGUUCAUCCGCUGCGGCGUCAUGGCGCUGGUGGCGGCGUAUCUCAACUUCCUGAGCCAGAUGAUCGCCAACCCGCCGUUCUGCCAGCACGUCAGCAAGGUUGUCGAGUUGAGGAACAUGGACGCUCCGUACCUGCUCCCAGAGCACGUCUUCAGAGACAAGUGUGUACUCCCUGAAUCUCUGGACAAGGACGACAGGCUGUUGUACUUCCAGGUGUCGGACAUGGCCGAGUGUCUGGCAGGACCAGGAUACAACGCCGAGCGGCUGUCCGUCCCCUACGUCCCCCAGGUCACAGAUGAAGACCGUCUCUCCAGGAGGAAGAGCAUUGUGGACACCAUCUCCCUCCAAGUGGACAUCAUGUCCAACAGCCUCCCAGACAAGUCUCAGCUGGCCGAGGAGAUCACGUUCGAGACUCUGAAGAAGGCCAUCGACACCACCGGGGUGGAGGAGCAGGAGCGGGAGAAGAGGCGUCAGGUGAUAGAGAAGUUCCAGAAGGCUCCGUUUGAGGAGAUCGCCGCUCACUGCGAGUCCAAGGCGAACAUGCUGCACGACCGGCUGGCGCAGAUCUUCGAACUCACGAUUCGACCUCCUCCCAGCCCGUCCGGAGUGGUUUCCAUCUCAGCGGGACACACCGAGCACCAGUCCGUCCCCGUGUACGAGAUGAAGUUUCCAGACCUGUGUGUGUACUGAUCAUCAGCGACACACACACUCACACACAAGCGCAGCUCCACACGACAGCUGAAACGCACAAUGCAAAAUUAGAAAUGCUGAAAAGCCACAACACAAUCUGUCCUGCAGCAAAACGCCCAUUCGGACUUUGAGGUAAAGAAACGUGAAACUUCUUCUUCCUCCAAACCUGAAUGUUCUGGUGACGCCACAGAGCAUCGAACCUGAAACCAGCAGCAGCUUGAGAUUCCAGUGACUCUGAUGAUUCUGAGUCCUUCACCCUCUCACGUGUACAUAUGCUCCAGCCUCACAUUCAGCUCCUGUACCAACAGUCUCAGUCUCAAGUGAAGCUGGUUCUCGCUGUAAAGCUUCUUCUUAAUCAUAAUAAUAAUAAUAUCUGCUCUUGUCCGUCGGCCUCUUACAAGUAGAAAUGCAAAACGUGUGCUUGGUCCUUCCCAGUGAAACGUCCUGGUUCUGGUUCUGCUGCUGGUUCGACCUGUUCGCUCAGUCUUUGCUUUUUAAAUGUGAAUAAGCAGAAAUGAGUUCAACAAGCAGCUCCGUGUGGAACUGAGGUGAACUGUGAGUUACCGCUCAGCAAAGAGACUCACGAACAAAGAGCCAGCGGGGGUGAGAGAAAAGGAUUCUGGGAAUCUUCUGAUUUCUUAUUCUUGUGAAGUAGCUCAUGUAAAAGAUUUUAAAUUGUAGUUGUCGUCAGCGAGUAUCGUCAACUGUCUCGAACGUUGAGUUAGAAUCUUCUCUUAUUUCCCAGAUUGGAUCAAAUAGACACGAUGGUGAGAACGAGAUGUAAAGAACAAACCACUUCAUCGUCUUCCAGCUCCCGUUUGUGUUUCAUUCAUAUCAUGAAGAGACUUCAGCCUGGUGUUUCUGCGUAUUAACACUUUGUGAUAUCAAACAACAUGAGACAGGAAACUGUCUCAUCGUCCUUCAGACUUUGAGUGUUCUUUUAAAUCUACGAUUCAACCAGCGACUUUAACUCCUCUUUUCUCUUUAGACAGUUUUAAAAACCUCCAAUCUCAAACAUUUAUCUGAGUUUCAUUCCACAAUAAAAGCAGCAGCUGGAGCCUGGUACUAUUUACUGUAUAUAUAUAUACAUAUAUAACUCUGAUAAAAUACAUUCUGUAGGAUUUAAUCAUCGGUGCUGUUCCAACAUCUACCACAAGGUCGUGCUUUUAUGUUGAAGGAGACGUUGUUGGAGUGAGACCCUUCAUAUCUGGAGCUGCAGCUGUGAUGUGGAACAGAUGGUUAUCAGUGUUUCCUCUGAUCUGAGCUCAGUGCUGGAGGCGGAGACCUGCUGCCGGAGCAGGUUGAAGGUCGGACAGAGCAGGUUGAAGGUCGGCCGGAGCAGGUUGAAGGUCGGCCGGAGCAGGUUGAAGGUCGGCCGGAGCAGGUUGAAGGUCGGUCGGAGCAGGUUGAAGGUCGGUCGGAGCAGGUUGAAGGUCGGCCGGAGCAGGUUGAAGGUCGGUCAGAGCUUCCUCUGGUUCAGAGACGACUCGUUCGUCCUCGACACAAAGACGUGAGCAGUUGUUUGGAUCCUGAAUGAGUUGAUGAACGAAGGAGAGAAGAAUGAAUGAAAGAGGAGAUUGAGAGACGUGAUGCAGCUUUGAGGACGUGAACGUUUCAGGUGGUUUCGUAUGUUUUCUAGUUGUUGAGCGCACGUUGUGUUAGAAGUCAGACGUGGACUUGAACAUUAAACAGGAGCCUGAUUAUCUGGUGACGUGUCCGAUCAGGUUUCUCAGAGAGUCUCUCGUGGACCUCGAUGAAACGGAUCAGAAUUAUUCACAGGACAUGGACGAGUGUGUGACUUGAUGCAGCUGAAUGGAGGCGAGUGUAGGGACGUGUCAGAGGAACCAGAUCUGCUCGGUGACGUUCUAGUGUUCGUAGAUGAUCUGGACAGCUCAGCCGAUCGACCUUCACACACUGAGAUCUUUACCUGUCAGAGGUCAGAUUCUGAAUCCUGACACAGGCUCCAGGUUGAAUCCAGGUGAAGAGUGUUUGAGUUCCUCAGCUGGAGACGUGAUGUUUGUUCUGGAGAUUCUGUGCUCUGAGGGAAUCGUCUGUUGACUUGUAGAGUUUCUUUAUGAAGCGAGUGGUCGAACAAAAGAAAAAUCUCUUUCUACGUUUUCCUCUAAGGUGUAAAACUCUUCUGGUCCAACAGCGUGAAGCCUCGUGUGAAGUCUCAGACUCAAAGCUGCACCUGGAACUGAUUUGAAUCUUGAGUUCAGGGCGUCGACCUCUGAUCAGGAGCUGGGAUUAUAUAUUUUUAAAAGAUUCAUCGAAGAACAAUUAUUUCAUUGACUUGAUCCAAAAUCUGAUAUUUCUUCCAAAAAAUGUAUAGAAUUGAGCCGGACAGAGAAAAACAUCAUUUUGUAUGAAAGUGAAUUUGUUUGAAGAACAAUUCGUUUCCUCAGCUGAACAGCAGAUGAUUGGUUUGUUGGGAUGAGGCAGGAACACGUGACCACUUCCUGUGAACGGGUCAUUGAAGCUGCUUAUCAUAUAUUUUUCUACAUUUUAUGCAUCACGUGUUGUUAAAUUGUUGCCGGGUAGAGAUUUAGAUAUCGGGAGUUGGAUUCCAAAAACCAGAUUCUGGUUGAUUUAGUUUCUGGAUGUUUAUCAUGAGAUCGACGAUCAGGGUUUCAACGGGUUCGAGCCUCAACGAGGGAGAAACGUCCACGUUGUGACAAAUAUGACUUGAUUUUUUUAUUGUAGAAUGCAUGUGAUUAAAGUAUGAUUAAAAUAAAGUAUGGAUUAUAUGUCA
Molecule: messenger RNA, 5431 nt
Organism: Platichthys flesus (European flounder)
Lineage: Eukaryota; Metazoa; Chordata; Actinopteri; Pleuronectiformes; Pleuronectidae
Gene: efr3a
Product: EFR3 homolog A (S. cerevisiae)
Exons: 24
Coding region: 217-2679 (820 amino acids)
Biological process (GO): protein localization to plasma membrane
Cellular component (GO): plasma membrane
Source: RefSeq, a predicted model, not a curated record